Messenger RNA from Xiphophorus maculatus (southern platyfish), 2009 nucleotides. RefSeq names its product gastrula zinc finger protein XlCGF57.1-like. Lineage: Eukaryota; Metazoa; Chordata; Actinopteri; Cyprinodontiformes; Poeciliidae. The record is from RefSeq and is a predicted model, not a curated record. The transcript is spliced from 2 exons. Gene Ontology annotation, cellular component: nucleus. The coding region runs from base 108 to 1391 and encodes 427 amino acids. Gene Ontology annotation, biological process: regulation of transcription by RNA polymerase II. Gene Ontology annotation, molecular function: RNA polymerase II transcription regulatory region sequence-specific DNA binding; DNA-binding transcription factor activity, RNA polymerase II-specific.
CGAAGGCACCGUUAACGCUUUUGUUUUGCCGUCUCGCGGGUCCAAACCAACCGAAGGCUGGCUUGAACACAGUGAAUUACACCAACGUAGCGACCUUGAAAGCCACCAUGGAGGCUCGUUUCAACCCCACGGUUCUGCUACACAGAUUAGAUGUUCAACAGUUAAUGGUAGUUAAAGAAGAAACUUCUGAUGACCACAAACCUUGUGUUGACCUGUAUGACCCAGAGCCCCACCACGUAAAAGAGGAACAGGAGGGAAUCUGCAUUAGUCUGUGGGGAGGGCAGUUCAGUGGGAAGGAGAAGAUUGAUACCUUCAAGUUUCCAAUCACUGCUAUUGCCAUAAAGACAGAAGAUGAUGAACAUCCCCCUCUGCUCUCGCAGUUUUAUCAAGACCAAAUUAAAUACAGAGCGUUUCCAGAAGAGAACGAUGAAUGGGAAUCCCUCAAGAUAGAAGAUCAUGGGGAUGGUUUCAACUCCUUAGAGCCCGAAGACACUGAGAGGGAUGAAGAGGACGAUGAUGAUGUAAAGUACCCCGUCUCUGAGCUGACACACUUGUCAGACUCUGGACUGAAAACUAAAAACAUGGGCAGUGAAUGGAAGGAGAGUAGAGCUCCUGAGUCAGAGGAAGACCUUGUUGACCGAGUUUUAAGCGUCUCUGAAAUUACCGAACAACUGUUCCGUUGUUAUUCUUUCCAGAGACAUAUGGCAGAUUCAGAAACGGGACAUUUAAGCUCCUUGGAUGACAGUGGAUUGAAAGAGAAGGAAAUCGUGGACUUAGAAGUCCAGACAGGAGAAAAGUUUCACUGUGAAGACUGUGGAAAAAUGUUCAGCCAUGAACGAACUUUAAACACACACAUGAGAAUCCACAGGGAACCUAAACCUUACUGUUGCGUACUCUGUGGAAAUGGAUUUAGCACAAAAUCAAGUCUAAACAGACACAUCAGAGUCCACACAGGACAGAAACCUUACUGCUGUGAUCUCUGUGGCCGUAAAUUCUCUCAAAAGGGACAUUUGGCGCAACACGUGGUGCUCCACACCGGACAGAAACCCUUCUGUUGUGAUGUCUGUGGACAAAGAUUUAGCCUGAAAACAUGUCUAACCAGGCACAUGAGAGUCCACACAGGAGAGAAAUCUUACUGUUGCAGCAUCUGUGGAUAUAGAUCUUCUCAAAAAGGACAUUUAGCACAACACAUGGUCGUCCACACUGGAGAGAGACCUUUCCAUUGUAAUCUCUGUGGACAAAGAUUCACAGGGAAAUCAAGUUUAAAGAAACACACGAGAAUCCACACAGGUCAAAAACCUUUCUGUUGUUAUCUCUGUGGACACAGGUUUACACAAAAAUCCAACUUAAAUGCACACAUGAAAAUCCACGCUAACAGGGAAGUUGCUUAGUUAUGAAUAAACAAACUGCAAAGCUGCAGUCGACUGUAAAAUAUUUGAUUAGUAGUUGGUUUUAGCGUUUCUCUUGUGAUAAAUUUUUGUAUAUUUCAGAAAUUAAAGAAAUAUGACUUUGCUUCACAGCUCUAUCCUGACGCCUUGAUAUUGACCUGUGUCUCUAAGAAACUCCCCCAUCAGCAUGUCGUCACAAUGCUCCCCCAUGAUUCCUUUUACAACUGAGAAGUUGUUUGUAAAAACUCAAAACGUUUAGAAUUUUGAGAGAAAUAUCAGAAUUUUUAGAAAAGAGUCAGAUUUUUUUUUCAGCAGCUCUAAUCCUUUUCCAUAGGUUACUGCCCCUAUUUUAGACAUGAUUAAUUUUUCCUUUAUUCCAGACAAGUCCCACGGACUCUUGAGGUGGCUGCAGUUAAACAGCUGCCUCAUGAAACCUCUUGAUCAAGAUGAGUCCGUAAAUUAGACCUUCAGUGGUGUGGAAAAGUUUUCUCCCCUUCCUGGUUUCCUGUUGUUGGCCUGCUGGUCACACUUGAGUGUUUCAGAACAUCAGAUCAAACUUGUUUAGGUUACAACAGUUUGUUUUGUAGCUGGGCCAGUCCUAAAGUGGCCCAGGUGCAAAAA